GAAACUCACACGCUCUGUGUGUUAGUUUAGAACUGAGAGUCCCGCAGGUGAGCGACUGCAAUUCCUGACGAACAGGUCCUCUAUUUUCCAUCAUUAAAUAAGCUCCUUAAAGACCUGCACCAGUAACUCCUCCAAUGUGCAAUGCCAAAAAGUGACACCUGGCCCGGGGGCGUUUCCACUGAAUCAGUGUCUGGGAUGGACAGUGCAGGAAGCUGUGAUAGUGUUCUCAGCAUCAACUCUGGAUUUAGUGAUGAUAGUCUGGAGCACCUUUCCGCUGAGGAGAGAGCCUGUCUCAUGUUCCUGGAGGAAACCAUUGAGUCUCUGGAGGUAGAAGAUGACAGCGGUUUGUCUAACGAUGAGCCUGAUCGCACAUCUAAUGGCCCGAAAGGAAAAACUGCUCAGCGGACGUCCAUCUACCAGAACAGAUCUGAGGAGCUAUCAGCCCACGAGGAUCCAAACAAAGUGAUUGGAAGAGAUCACAAACCAUCUCCGAAGUACCUUGUGCCAACUCCAUUACUCCUUGCCAGUGGGAAUGCCAAGAUAGUCAGCAAACCAAUAGAAAUGUCUCCCAAAGAAGCACCUGUGGCUUUUAUUGAUGCACCUGAUGGGUUUAGAUCAAGCCCUGACCUUCAACAACCUAGACGGACAGUUCCAGAAGAAGUUACUUCAAAAGUAGCAACUUCCAAACCAAGCACUGGACAAUCAAUUGAUGUGGUGGACUUGCCACCAACUUUCAUACCCAAACCUCCAGUUAAAACAAGCUUGCCAAGUGACUCGAAAGCCAAAGAUGGUGCACCUAAGAGUUUGGGUGUCAAGUCUCAGCCGAAGCAGGAGAAAGUUUCCUCAGAGGUGCCGCUGGAGUUCAUUCCUCCACCCUCAGACUUCAUGGAUGAACCAGCGGAGAAGAUAAGCCUCGCUUAUUCGCCGACACCUCCGGUUUACGACGAGCCACCAGAAUGGAUUCCCGAACUCCCCAAAAUGGAGCCCGGUGAAUCCAUCAAGCCAACGAAGAUGACCAAAUCAGACUCAGAAUGUACAUCAAGCGAGCCAUUAUCCCACAAUGUGAUUGAAAACCUACGCAAAAAGGCCUCCUUGAAGAAAGCACCUCACUUGACGCCGUUAAUGGUUGCGCAACAGUCGGUGGCGGACAACCCGAUGACGCCUUCGCCAUCUUCAGAACACAGUCCUGCUGCGCUGAAAGAGUACGGUGAUCCCAAAAGCCCACCGGCAGUGGCGCCCAAACCCAAGAAGCUCCCAUCGAAUAUCAUCCUCAAAAGCCACAAGGACCCAGGGACCACGCAUUCAUUACUUCCUCAAACCGAACGUGCUCAGAUGGAUCCACAAAAAAUCCGAAUGGAGGCUUUGAAAAAAUUAGGCCUGCUGAAGAACGAAGAGACUGAUACAGGGCACAGCGUGUCUCCUUCUCCUUCUCAUUCGCCAACGUUCAAAGCUAAAACUCGUCCUCAGUCAUUUUGUAACCCAACAGAACCCGUUCAGGAGCCAUCCAUACUUUCCAAAAGCCCCGUACCAGAUGACGUGCAUCUACUAGCAGACACAGUAAAGCACCAAGAUGAAAAAAGGCAGGAAGAUUUGCUUAAAAAGCAACUGACAAGAUCCUACGAGAUCAAAACGGCGUCUCUGGAGCGCACCAGGUCUCGAACGGCCGCUGACCCUGCGCUACAGAUGACAAACCCUGAAAGGACCCAAGUUGAGUUGUCGCCAGGUCAGUUACGAAAGAGCAGAGCUCGACCUCCUUCUGCAGGGAGCGCAAAGGACUUUGGCAUUGGCCAUCAGGUUGAAGAUGCAACCAAAUCGCUCCAAGCUGCUGCAGUUCAGCCAGGAAACGACGGGCAAAAGUUGCCUCGCUCCGGAAUAAGCGUGAUGAUCUCUCCGCACGGUAAAAAUGGAGAGAACCGAAGGGAAGCCUUGAAGAAACUGGGAUUACUGAGGGACUAAUGGAUGGUGCUACUGGCCUUUCAAUUUAUUCUGGAACAUUAGCAUUGAAAGGACGAAUGCUGAUAAUAUGGACUUUAACAUCGUUUGUGAUGCUUUUGGUUUCGGCUUGGUGGUCGAUUUGCAUCUUUAGGUACCUGCUUAAUUAAGUAAUAGACACAACGUGAUAUAUGCACUUUCUUCUAAAUUGUUUUGGUAAGGCUACUUGCAUUUUCUGCUCUAUUAUCACUCACUGAGACAGUGUUGGGCGUGACACAUUGCAAGUAUCUCAAGUUACGUAAUCAGAUUAUUUUUUUCAUGUAACUAGUAAAGUAACAAAUUACUUUUAAAGUUACAAAGAAUAUCUGAGUUACUUUUUCAAAUAAGCAAAAGUUACUUUGAUUUCCCAUUUAUUCACUGAUACCUCUCCUGUCUCCAUGUUGAGAGAAAUUGGGAGAAAGUUGCUGAGACACAUUCCUCAGCCCAAGGCUUAUUCAUUUCACUUUUGCUGUUGACAGUUGACAAAAAUAACUAAUGCAUUAAUGUAUUACUUUCAACAGAAAGUACCUAAAUAAUGCAAUUAGUUACUCUUUUGUGGAGUAAUGCCAUAUUGUAAUGCAUUACUUUUAAAAGUAACUUUCCCCAACACUGCUGAGAUGACACGAAGUUAUCAUGCUAUUCUUCUGGAAUGAUCAUUUAUUAGCAAAAUAUCCCACCAUUUGCUUAUUUUAUCUUGCUUUACACUUUCAUAGUGUUGCAGUAUAGUACCAUGGUAUUUUAACUGCUCCACAUGACUAUAAUAUAUGCAUCCUUGUUUUUGAAUCCCUGACCGUAAAUGGCAUUUUCAUUUUGAGAGUUAUUUUCGUAUAAUAUAUUUUGGUAUAUUUAGAAAACAAAUUUUGCCAUAUGGCUAACAAAGCUCUGUUUUUGCUGGACAAACAAGUUUUUUUUUUCUUUUUCAGUGUUGAUUUGAAGACGUUUUCAAAUUGAUCCCAAUAAAGUAGACGUAGCCUAAGAAAAGAAAAUGUAAAUGGAUAAUAUUUUUCCAUAUCUUUAAGAUAAUUAUGGUUUCCAGAUCACUUUCACUUUUUGCGCAAUGUAAAAUGUAAUGUUGCAGUAUUUUCCUCAGGAAAAAAAGAGAAAGAAACAAGAUUCCCACAAGGUGAAUAUUUCGUUAGCCUAUUAUAGAUUCAGAUGAUAUGUUGGCUCAAAUCUCAUCUCAUUUCACAUUUCUUUAUUAAAAAGUGCAAUUUCCAUGAUUUUAAUGACUUAUGAAUAAAAUAGGCUUAUUCUUGUAAAAUAACAUGCUCUGCAGAAAUAUUAACACAUGCCUGUAAAUAAAUUCAUGUAUUUAUGAGGGAUUCUUAAUAAAGAUUUGGACUACACUGAGGAGUUCAAUCAUCUAGA
Messenger RNA from Onychostoma macrolepis, 3339 nucleotides. Its product is annotated as specifically androgen-regulated gene protein. The transcript has 4 exons. The record is from RefSeq and is a predicted model, not a curated record. Lineage: Eukaryota; Metazoa; Chordata; Actinopteri; Cypriniformes; Cyprinidae. The coding region runs from base 142 to 1956 and encodes 604 amino acids.